GACAAGAAUUUAUGUGAAUAGAGUUGUUCCUUGGGCGGUGAAAGUCAUUGGGAGCUUGGAUCCUUGUUCUUUGAGUGGCACAGAUAUAUCAUUUCUAUUUUUUCUUUUUUUAUGUUUUUGAAUGAAGAUCCAAGCUUCGAAUGACUUCCGCUACCCAAGGAACAGCUCUAUACACAUUAAUUCUCGUCCUACUUUGGAAUUGAUUCGCAUACUCAUGACAAUAUGUUUUAACAAUACACGAAAAAAUAAUUAAGUAAAGUUUUAAAUAAUUAAUAAUAAAUUAAAGGCCAUAUACGAAGUAAUAAAUAGUUUAUUACUUUUUCUUCUAUGUUUCUAUGAAUUUCGACACAUCCUUGAUACCACCAUCUAUUAACAGCACUUGCAAAUCCUCUGUGAUGCAGCAACUUGAGAGCUUGAUUUCCACGUAAUAGUUCCACUAAUCACCCCGUGAGUCUUGAAUCAGUGCCGACAACAAUUCAUCUUGUAUAAACAUUCUCACUAUUGAGGUGUGAGACAUUGCAAUCCUAAAAUGUUCUUAACAUUCCCACUAAUCACCCCCGUGUGUGUGUGUGUGUGCGCGUGCACGCGUGCAGGCGGGCGAGUGUGCGUGCGUGCGUGCGACCUCCGUAGCAGGACAAUUGAAAAGGUGGAUCGUACUACAUCAUGAAUGCUUGAAUCACAGCAUUAUAAUUUUGUAUGUGUUAGGAUCGUACUACCUCUCUUGGUUUUAUGUGUAGAGAUGGGAUCAUAUUAGCUUCUUGCUCUCCCAAGAGCACUAGAACAAGAAAGUAGAACCUUAUAUUGGGAUAGAUAACAAAUGAAACGUGGAACAUUUUAAGGGCAGACAUUUUUCUACCACUAUAUGUAUUCUCAGCAUCAAACUUUGUGGAAAUUCGUCCAUAUAUGCUUUGCACAAGGGUCGGUGAUCCUGUAGACAAACUCUUCUGGAAACAGGUGAAAUAUGCAGUCCUACAUCACGCUAGCCAUUUUCCCCUGAAAAUUAUCAUUCACAAGGUUAUCUUUGUUGUAGUGAUGCCUAUAUGAGAGAAAACAUAAAGAAAGAAUGAUGCCAGUGAACCUCCUAGCUGCACUCCUCUUUCAAGACAUGAUGAAACAAUUCUAUGGUCUGAUUAAGCAAUCACAUCAUCCUUUUCAAGAUCCAGAUAUUUUCUUUGUUGACCAUGAAUACGGACCCGUGAACUGUAAUUUUUCUUUUGGAUCUAAGGCAGGGCUUGGAUUACUUUCAAUGAUAGACGGGUUGGUUAACCUUUUUUUGCAGAGCUGAUAUACAUUGAUCCAUAAGUUGUAUUAAUGUUAUCCUUGCUUCACUAGGAAAUCCACCACUAUGACAGCUAAGGAAGCAGUAUCAUUUGGCAGAUGGGCAAUUCGGCGAGCCGCAUUUCAAGAUGGGAUUUUAGACGGAGUUGCUUAGGGUAUUUCAUCAUUUUCCUCAUCUGGUUUUGAUAUGUGAAUUCCGAAACCUUUCUCUGCCAUGUCAAACAUAACUUUUACAAGAGUCAGGUAUGACAUUUUCUGAUAAUAUUACAUUAACAUUGGACCUAACACCAGGUCUGAAAUUGUUCACUCAAGAUAAAUAUUAGGAUUGAUAUGCAUAACCUCUAUUUUGUUUUUUCCAUCAUCUCCGACGGGGCCAAAUCUCUAUGUUUUAAACAUAUGGGUCAAAUGUUUUUUCCAUUUUGAAGGUGUGACUGCCACCUCAUCAAACCAAACUUUGCCAUCCUUGCAUUAUUUAAUGCACCUCACAUGCUCUCAAUCUCGUGCACCUUAGCUAGCAAAAAUAUUCUCUUCUCUCCUCUCUUUUGACAGUCCUUAUAGAGGUUGUCAAAAAGCUGCAUACUUAGAUGCCAAAACUAUCAAUUUCGCCCUCUUAUGGGCAAUUUUUAUACCCCGCUUGUAAAUACCUCAUAAUCUCCCAACCCGACAUUCCAUGAGCUCCUUAUAAGCUGCUUUCUUGUCUUCUUUUCCUUGAACUACACUAUUCCGACGGCAGUAUGCACAUAAAUUCAGUAUGGUACAAGCCACCUUAUUCUUUCUAUUAUAAAUAUGAAUUCUUCAGCUUUUGCAUUUGAACUAGGGACAAAUGUGUUCAGCUUUGCUGACCUAUAUUAUGGCUUUCAUGUGAUUCUAGUUUAUUAUGUUGGCCCUCAUGGAUGGGAGCCAAUGUUGUAUGAUGAUGUUUUGAAUGCUGGCCUCUACAAUCCUAUCUCGGUGCACUCAGUAGAUCAAGAAGAGCCAACAAAUGAAGACAGAGAAUGGAUGGAUCGUUUACAAAGUCUUGAAAAGUAUCAAAAACAAGUUCUUCCAUCUGUAUAAAAGCAGUAGUCAUUGCAGUACACAGAUAUGAGGCAAAGGUUUGCAUUGAUGCUUAACAGACGUUUUCGCAGUGUGAACUCUAUUAUAUGUAUACUAUCUCAAAGACGUUAAUUAGAGCACUUGUUCACUGCUGGUAAAUCGUAGCAGGUUUCUGGUAUUGCUAUUGAAUUGUCUGUUGAUGGCCACCAACGACCUAGGAUUUUUUGUUGGGC
Messenger RNA from Cuscuta campestris, 2546 nucleotides. Lineage: Eukaryota; Viridiplantae; Streptophyta; Magnoliopsida; Solanales; Convolvulaceae. The record is from the annotation of a GenBank genome assembly.